UGCUGUUUGCAGGUGAUAAUUGGAACUGGCUGGGUCUUCUGCACAUCUUGUCUCCAGGGAACAGUUCAUUUCACCCCUGGGUCCACAGGGGUCAGCAAUGGGUAGGACGCAGAGGAAAGAAUGAUGUAGAUGUGUGUAAGGGGAGGGGGGCUUUUAAGGUCCAUAUAUUGAGGAGGAGACAGACGGUGUACAGAAACUCUGCAGUAACGCACCUGUAAAGCUGUGAGCUGCUGUGAGAUAACUUUAGUAGCUGGUGAACUAAAAGACAAGGAGGUUGAUCUGCCGCAGGGACGUUAAGGGCAACUUGUAUCUAUAAAGUUGUGACAGAUAAAUAUCAUGUGUGUAUCUCGGCUGGUUUUGCUGCUGGGGCUGCUUCUUUGUGUCGGGGCUCAGCUGUCCUGCGCUCAGCACUGGUCUCAUGGUUGGUACCCCGGAGGCAAGAGGGAGCUAGACUCCUUCAGCACAUCAGAGAUUUCAGAGGAGAUUAAGCUGUGCGAGGCCGGAGAAUGCAGCUACCUGAGGCCCCAGAGGAGGAGUGUCCUGAGAAACAUUCUUUUGGAUGCCUUGGCCAGAGAGCUCCAGAAGAGAAAGUGACAGAUUUCCAUCUCACUCUGCUUUUCUACCUGGUGACACUUUUACUCUGCAUCUUUGUCUCUACGUGAUUCUGUGAUCCUCUGGUCUUAUUAUUUGUUUUAUUUGUUGUCCAGCAUUGCAGUGCUGUUCCCUGUGGAAAACAAAUGUGGAAAUUGUAAUGUCCCAGAAUAAAGUAUCUAUUUUGAUAUGAACUA
This is a messenger RNA of Amphiprion ocellaris (clown anemonefish), 788 nucleotides long. It is a transcript of the gene gnrh2, whose product is annotated as gonadotropin-releasing hormone 2. Gene Ontology annotation, biological process: multicellular organism development. Gene Ontology annotation, molecular function: hormone activity. The transcript has 4 exons. The coding region runs from base 337 to 594 and encodes 85 amino acids. Gene Ontology annotation, cellular component: extracellular region. The record is from RefSeq and is a predicted model, not a curated record. NCBI's taxonomy places the organism in Eukaryota, Metazoa, Chordata, Actinopteri, Pomacentridae.